AUGCACAAUUCUGCUUUCAAGUGUAUUCGCUCGCUUUUAUUCGACCAGCAAUAUUUCUGGAUUAUUGCAUCUCUCGUCAUUCUCGGAGAUGCUAUCCUCACUCAACUCAUAGUCCGGUUCGUUCCCUAUACAGAAAUCGAUUGGAAAACAUACAUGGUCCACAUUGACCUUUACCUGAAAGGAGAACGCAACUAUGUUAAUAUCACAGGGCCAACCGGUCCUUUAGUUUAUCCAGCUGGACAUGUUCAUAUUCAUCACCUUCUUCAUCGUAUCACAAAUGCCGGUCGCAAUGUUGCGCAGGCCCAACAGAUUUACGCCGGCUUAUACGUACUAUCCGUCGUACUCGUAUGCGCGAUAUAUAAGAAAGCGAACAUUCCAAAUUGGACUCUUCUGCUGCUACCACUCAGCAAAAGGCUGCAUUCUAUCUUCGUUCUCCGCCUGUUCAAUGACUGCUGGUCUAUAAUCUUCGUCCAAGCGGCGAUUCUAGCCUUCCAGAGCGCUUGGGAUGACAUAGGCAUCUUGUUAUUCAGCCUGGCUCUCUCUAUAAAAAUGUCGGCAAUAUUGUAUCUGCCAGGUCUGCUCGUCAUCAUCUUCAAACGACACGGCUUCUUUGCGACCAUUCGACACAUGCUCGUCUUGGCAUCCACUCAGAUUCUCCUUGCGCGCUCUUUCCUCGCUGCAGAUGCAAAGUCCUACAUGCAGAAUGCGUUUGAUUUAUCACGCAUUUUCCUUUACAAGUGGACCGUGAACUGGCGUUUUGUCGAUGAGCGUACAUUUUUGAGUCCCACAUGGGCGAAAGGCCUACUUCUGGGUCACGUUACGGUGUUGAUUGCCUUUGGAUUAUUCCGAUGGUGUCGUAGCGACGGUGGCGUACCUCGGGUUCUUCAGAGAGGUCUCCGGCGACCCUCUCUACCUGCUGGUCUGGCGCCCGUAGGUCCUGAUUACGUUGCUACUGUACUCAUGACGUCCAAUCUUAUUGGCAUCAUCUUUGCACGAUCGCUGCACUACCAAUUCUACUCGUGGUAUUCGCAGCAAGUGCCUCUCCUUACUCAAAGAACGAGGUUUCCUUUCGUCAUGCAAAUGGCACUCAUGGGCGCAAUCGAAUAUGCCUGGAAUGUUUAUCCAUCCACACCACUUUCAUCUGGCCUUCUCCUCGCAGCAAAUUCCUUGAUGCUCCUCGGGAUUUGGUUUGGAUAUCCAGAAGGAAAGUUGUCCGGCAAACAAUGA
Suillus paluster is the source of this 1227-nucleotide messenger RNA. Its product is annotated as mannosyltransferase. Gene Ontology annotation, cellular component: endoplasmic reticulum. The coding region runs from base 1 to 1227 and encodes 408 amino acids. NCBI's taxonomy places the organism in Eukaryota, Fungi, Basidiomycota, Agaricomycetes, Boletales, Suillaceae. Gene Ontology annotation, molecular function: dol-P-Man:Man(5)GlcNAc(2)-PP-Dol alpha-1,3-mannosyltransferase activity. The record is from RefSeq and is a predicted model, not a curated record. The transcript is spliced from 6 exons.